Molecule: messenger RNA, 2042 nt
Organism: Linum trigynum
Lineage: Eukaryota; Viridiplantae; Streptophyta; Magnoliopsida; Malpighiales; Linaceae
Source: the annotation of a GenBank genome assembly
UUUUGGUGAGGGGGUGGUCGGUCGGUUAUUUCGAUUAUUGUCGGUUAACCGAAUUUCCUAUUAGGAGCUCCGACCACCGACCGGCAACCGAUAAUCGAACCUCUAGCCCUAGUUCAAUGUUUGUUGAGUUCAAUUCCGAGUUAAGUGCAUUUUGAGUUGCAUACUUGCAUUUUGAGUUGUGAACUUGUAUUUGCUAUCAAACAACAAUAAAUGUUCGAAACUUUAGUUCUGAGAAUUGGAGUGAGCUCAUGCUCGAAUCAAUAUACAUGUCAUUGUUAUGGUACAGGAAUCAAGUUCGAACCCAACUCACAAGCCUGAGAGCAAAUUAUGUUGAAUCGACUGCUCUGUUCAAACGAGCCUGGCUCGGGCAUGGAUCACAGUAGCGGCGUAGCCAUACUUGAGAGUGGGACUCUCGUGUCCCCGAUUCCCUGAAAAAGGCCAUAGAAAUUAUAAAGCUUUCCACCUCCAAAUUUCAAAAUCUGCAACAAUGGCGGGCCCUCUGGCUCUGGCCACUUUACAAGUCAAAAAAGGUCCCUUUACCCGAGUAAAUCUCGGGAGCCAACCCACCCCAAACUUACUCCCCAGUCUCACCUUUCCCACCAUCCAUUAUCAUCCAACUUGGUUCACUUCUACUUCCUAACCCUUUGCUCUUCACUCUCCACAUAAGCAGAGCAACAGAAAGCCAAAACAGAGUAAAACAGGGGGGAAAUAGAUGGACUCUUCAGUCAUACUAAACCAAAUGUUCCUCUACGUCCUCCUCUUCCCAUCCCUCGCCACAUCUCUACUCACAACAACCACAACAACCCCAUGCCGCUCAUUCUGCGGCACGAUCCCAAUCAACUACCCAUUCGGCAUCGACGACGGCUGCGGCGCAAUCCAGCUCCGCCACACCCUCAACUGCACAUCCCCUGACCUCUUCUUCCUCACACCCUCGGGCUCCUACAAGGUCCAGCACAUCGACUACCUCAAAUCCACCCUAACCAUCUACGACCCAUCAAUGUCCACCUGCUCCAUCCUCCAGCCGCACCACGACUUCCUCAUGACCGACAUCCAGACCGCCGUCAUCCCGCCUUCCUCCGACACCGUGUUCGCCCUCCUCAACUGCUCCGUCGACUCCCCGGUGCUCAACCACUACAGGUCCCUCUGCUUCAACGUGUCGUCGCACUCGUGCGACGAGCUCUACGCGUCGUGCAACGCGUUCCGGGUGUUUCGCCUGCUGACCAAUUCGACCCCGCCGUGCUGUUUUACUGGGUAUGACACGGUGAGGUACAUGAGCAUGAAUAUACUGGAUUGUUCGCAUUACACGACUGUGGUGGAUGCCGAUGGGAUGAGGGGAGUGUCGCCGUUGGAUUGGGUUUACGGGAUUAAGUUGUCGUAUGGAUUGCCGGACAGAGGGUGUGAUCGGUGUUCGGCGUCGGGGGGAACUUGUGGGUUUGAUACGGAGACGGAAGGGAUGCUCUGCCUCUGCUCUGGCUCUAGCAACGGAACAAGACAAUGCGGUGCUGGUAGCUUCACUGCCGGAGGAGUCAGGCGCGGCUGUUCGAUGUUGACAUUGUUCAUUGGGUUCACACUGAGCAUUGGUGGUGGUUUUAUGCUUUUGAGGCCUGCUGGAGGACCCGGGGUUUCUUCCUUCAUCGGCUCCUUGUAAUUGUCAAUUGUUGUCGGGUUCUCAAUUGUGAACUAAUUCAUGAGUUUUCUUUUAUUUUUGGAAGGAAUUUGGUGGUUGUUCAGUUAAUCCAUGGUGUAUGUUCCACUUGAUGUCUGUUUGUUUAGCUGUAACGCUGGUUUAUUAUUGCAGGAAGUAACCCCUGACCAUUUCUGCGUUUCUUCUGGUUUUCUGUUCAAUUCAAUCGCAGUACAUCACCAUUACAAACACUCUCCUCUCACAAAUCAAAGUUGAUCAAACCGAAAACAGACAUUCAGCAAAUAGUGCCCCAAUAAGCAAGUACUGGAUCCACUCAGCCAAAGCCAACACCAUCUGCUUCUGCUCUGUCCACCUCAGCCAUUCGACUGGCAGUAUGUUAUAAACAAACCAUGGUGUC